Messenger RNA from Papilio machaon (common yellow swallowtail), 1316 nucleotides. RefSeq names its product pancreatic lipase-related protein 2-like. Gene Ontology annotation, biological process: lipid metabolic process. The transcript has 7 exons. Gene Ontology annotation, molecular function: lipase activity. The coding region runs from base 1 to 1284 and encodes 427 amino acids. NCBI's taxonomy places the organism in Eukaryota, Metazoa, Arthropoda, Insecta, Lepidoptera, Papilionidae. The record is from RefSeq and is a predicted model, not a curated record.
AUGACUGGAAAAAUAAACAAUACAGUUGAUGACGUAAUAACUAAAGCAUUUAGAAAAGAUGGUACGAAUAAAAAUAUCGCUGAUAAAUUCGCCCAAGAGUUUAAAAAUAAUGUACAAGGCUACCAAGUAAAAGUCGGAACAUCGUACAGCGAUAGUGUACCUGUUACGUUAGGAACAGCACAAGGUUCUGUUAUCGGUCCGCUUCAUUAUCUGACCUACGUCAACGACAUCACCAUGGUCAUUAAACAUUGCACUGUGUACCAGUUUGCGGAUGAUACAUGUCUGAUGGCUGCUGACAGAGACAUCGCGGUGGCUGAACGCCAGAUACAAUCGGAUUUUGAAGCGCUUUUGUGUGUUACCUUAGCUGUACCAGUAACAAGAAAUGACCGUUACAUUGAGGUAAUUGGCGGUGAUGAUAAUAUUCAUGUUGUCGAUUUAGAAGAGAACAUCGAUGAUGAUUUACUGGAACGCAUGACGAGAAAUCCUUGGAAUCUUUAUUUACUUUACACGCGAUUAAAUCCAUCUUCGGCUCAGCAUUUGCAAAUAGACAAUAUAGAUUCCAUUUUAUCAUCAAAUUUUAACCCAAACGUGCCAACUGUUGUGGUGGCUCACGGAUGGUUCAGCAACCAAAACACGAAUCUGAAUCCUGUUAUCAGAGAUGCAUAUCUCGAAAGCAGCGACGUCAACGUAAUCAUUCUAGACUGGAGUAGAAUUGCAAUGGGUAGCUAUCUAAACGCCAUCGCUAACGUACCUAAUGUCGGCAAAGCUUUGGGACAUUUUUUGAACUUCCUAAGCGAUACAACUGGAGCGACGCUUGAGUCAAUGCACUUGGUUGGCUAUAGUCUUGGCUCUCAUGUUGUUGGUAAUGCUGGAAGGGAAGUCAAGGGCAAAGUUGGACGUAUCACAGGUCUCGACCCAGUCAGUCCAAUUUGGCACAACAACCGAAAUCGCUUAGACAAAACUGACGGAAUCUACGUUGAAAUCAUCCACACAAAUGGCCGUGGUAGCGGUAUUAACAUGGCCCUUGGUCACGCUGAUUUCUACCCUAAUGGUGGUAAUGAUCAGCCUGGAUGCUCCACAAGCAUUUGCAAUCACAACCGUUCUUGGGAAUUAUUCGCCGCUACAAUUAAAUAUAAUCAUUUAGUUGGUAAAGAAUGCUCGUCAGAGGAUGAAGUAGUAUCCAACAAAUGCAAUGGAAGGUCUUAUAAUAUGGGCAAUGGAGAUAUGUCAAAAUUUGGAACUGGAUUAUAUCGAUUGACGACUACUGGCAGUUAUCCUUAUUAAAAAGUAUUUAUACAAUCUCAGCCAAUAACCAG